Molecule: messenger RNA, 921 nt
Organism: Aspergillus chevalieri
Lineage: Eukaryota; Fungi; Ascomycota; Eurotiomycetes; Eurotiales; Aspergillaceae
Product: Yip1 domain protein
Exons: 4
Coding region: 1-921 (306 amino acids)
Biological process (GO): endoplasmic reticulum to Golgi vesicle-mediated transport
Cellular component (GO): membrane; trans-Golgi network
Source: RefSeq, a predicted model, not a curated record
AUGGCUAGCGCACACGCAUCCAACUAUCCUCAUGACGACCUACGCGACGAUGAAUCGAUCCUUGAUGAUGAUGUGAUUGAGGCUGAUGAUGCCAUCGAAGCCGACGACCCUCUACACCAAGACACGUCGGAUACUGCUCCGUUACGAGGCAACAUUCAGCCCGAACCCUCAUCUUCCCGAGGCGGGGGAUCCGGAGGCGGCGGUUUCUCCAGCAACUACCUGACCUCUUCGAUUCCCGGAGAAGACCGCCGCGCGACGCAGAACACCAUCGAUGAGACGGUCUGGCAGACCCUUUCGCGCGACCUCACAGCCGUGUGGGAGAAGAUGCGCCAGGUCCUGUGGCCGAAAUACCUGAUGGGGGGAAUGUUACAGCGUGGUGGUGGUGGCAUCGGAGCCGCUGAACGGGGCGAGGCGACUGGGUUUGGUGGAGGAUUGAGACACCUUGUGGGACGGUGGCCGGAUGCUGAUGUCGUCUUGCAAGGUGGGAUGAGCGAGGGAUUGCGGGAUUGGGACCUUUGGGGUCCGCUUAUCUUUUGCUUGCUCCUGAGUAUGUUCCUAUCGAUGCGUGCAAAGGGUGAACAAGCGUCGUUGGUAUUUUCCGGUGUCUUCUGCAUUGUGUGGAUUGGUGAAGCUGUGGUUACGCUGCAGAUCAAAUUACUAGGUGGCAAUAUUUCGUUCUUCCAAUCGGUCUGCAUCAUCGGCUACACGCUCUUCCCUCUUGUUAUCGCCGCUCUCCUCAGUGCCAUGGGCCUCCCUACCAUUGCGCGAAUACCUGUAUAUCUCGUCCUAAUCGCAUGGUCUCUGGCAGCGGGUGUCAGUAUCCUCGGAGGCUCGGGCGUCGUAAAGAACCGGGUCGGCAUUGCGGUCUACCCGCUGUUCGUGUUCUAUAUUGCGAUUGGAUGCCUUUGCUUCAUUAGUUAG